GUAUAGAAUAUAUAAAAGAACAAUCUCUUUUCAGCAAAUUUUACUAUAUACAAGCUAUCCUGCAAAAUGGUGAGAUGCUCUUCUAUGUCAGCUUCUUGCAUGCGUGUAAGUAGGCUCAGCAACAGGGUACUGAGCACAUUGCCAACGAUUUAACCAUAUUUUUAUACAAUGGUACUCUCGAGAAAUAAACCCUAUUCGGUGCUUCGAGCGAAGAUGCACUUGUCACCGUACAAAGGAGAUAACCUUGAAUCAUGACAGACGCCUCUCGGCUUACGUCGUCCAGUAUUCACCAAGCCACCUAGUCCGGCGUACUCCAUUACCAGCAACCUCCCGCCAGCCCUAUCCUUUGAAUCCUCCUAAAUCAUAGCCAAGGACAUGGAUGCGCUGUCGAGCUGGACCGGCCCCCCCGGGUCAAAAUGUCGGCCGCAGCGGCGUUGCACCAACACGCAUUGCCUGACUGGGAAGUAAUUCUGGGUGACGCAGCAAGCUAUUCGACGUUGCUCCGCAGCGGACCUACAACAAGCGUUAGAUCGAGUGGAUGCCCGGCACUGGGUAGAUGCUGGUCUGUUUUGCCCGCAUUUUCCUGCUUGUCGUUUUACUGUACUGCCUACUUGACUAGUUUUCAUGCACUGAGGUUCGUAUAUGCCGGCACAGCUCCAUCACGCGGUGGCAGUCCGCGACCUCGGUUGUGUUGGUAGGUAGGGAGAUGUUAUCUAGAAGGACU
Messenger RNA from Trichoderma atroviride IMI 206040, 724 nucleotides. The record is from RefSeq and is a predicted model, not a curated record. NCBI's taxonomy places the organism in Eukaryota, Fungi, Ascomycota, Sordariomycetes, Hypocreales, Hypocreaceae.